This is a messenger RNA of Eurypyga helias (sunbittern), 1338 nucleotides long. RefSeq names its product inositol polyphosphate-5-phosphatase K (gene INPP5K). Gene Ontology annotation, biological process: negative regulation of insulin receptor signaling pathway; negative regulation of peptidyl-serine phosphorylation; phosphatidylinositol dephosphorylation. The record is from RefSeq and is a predicted model, not a curated record. Gene Ontology annotation, molecular function: phosphatidylinositol-4,5-bisphosphate 5-phosphatase activity; phosphatidylinositol-3,4,5-trisphosphate 5-phosphatase activity; inositol bisphosphate phosphatase activity. Lineage: Eukaryota; Metazoa; Chordata; Aves; Eurypygiformes; Eurypygidae. The transcript has 11 exons. The coding region runs from base 82 to 1338 and encodes 418 amino acids. Gene Ontology annotation, cellular component: ruffle; cytoplasm; endoplasmic reticulum.
UUGGUUACCUGGAACGUGGGCACAGCGUCUCCACCUCCGGAUGUCACUAGUUUACUUCAGCUCAAUUCACUGGGCCCCACUAUGGACAUGUACGUUAUAGGCUUACAGGAGGUGAACUCAAGAAUCACCAAUUUUCUGUCUGACUUGGCAUUUGACGAUCCAUGGAGCAUUUUUUUCAUGGCUGUAUUGUCUCCCCUGGGAUAUAUCAAGCUCUCCUCCGUUCGCAUGCAGGGUUUACUGCUGCUGGUCUUCGUGAAGCACGUCCACCUCCCUUUCAUACGGGACGUCCAUACGCACUACACACGCACCGGCCUGUACGGAUACUGGGGGAACAAAGGAGGAGUCACCGUUCGCAUGUCCCUCUACGGUCACACAGUUUGCUUCAUGAACUGCCACUUGCCAGCGCACAUGGAGAACACAGAGCAGCGCCUGGAUGACUUUGAGAAAAUCCUGGAAAUGCAGUUUGAAGGAGAGAAUGUUCCCAGUACCUUGGAUCACGAUGUUCUCUUCUGGUUUGGCGAUCUGAACUUCCGGAUAGCAGAUUACGGCAUUCAUUUUGUCCGAGAGUCCAUAAAUAACAAGCGUUACAACCUGCUGUGGGAAAAGGACCAGUUGAACAUGGCAAAAAAGAAGGAAGCAUUUCUUCAGGAAUUCGUAGAGGGUCCCCUGCAGUUUAAACCCACCUACAAGUUUGACCUGUAUUCGGAUGUAUAUGAUACCAGUGAGAAGAAAAGAAAGCCAGCGUGGACUGACAGAAUUCUUUGGAGAGUGAAGAAUCUCUGCCAGCGCGCAUCAAAAGGAAGCGAACUCUCUGAAGAGGAACAGACCAUUUCUGUUACUUUGAAUAAAUACAUCAGUCACAUGAGCUAUGGCAUCAGCGAUCACAAACCUGUUACAGGAACUUUUGGGCUUGAGUUGAAACCUCUUUCAUCAGAUCCUUUGGUCACACUGCGUCCUGAGGGUGAGUGGAGCGCGGAACAUGAUGUUCUCAUCAGCUAUUCUGCAGUGCCUGAAUUCCCAAGCAGUGCUUGGGAUUGGAUUGGACUCUUCAAGGUGGCGUUCAGGCAUGUGAAUGACUAUGUUACUUACGCUUGGGUAGAAGAUGAUGAAAUUUCUUCUACCAAAGACAGUAAACAAGUGUACAUGAGCGCUGCGGAAAUCCCUGACGUGGGAGGAGAGUUUGUGCUUUGUUAUUACAGCAAUAACUUGCAGUCAGUAGUUGGUAUCAGCCAGCCUUUCCAGAUUCAGCCUAACAGAACAUCAACAGAAAAGGAUCUGUCACAGGAGAACAGCUGGAUGCAGAGUCCUGACAAUCUGGAGUCGCGUAAUGAGUUCUGA